This is a messenger RNA of Vitis riparia (riverbank grape), 6954 nucleotides long. RefSeq names its product separase. NCBI's taxonomy places the organism in Eukaryota, Viridiplantae, Streptophyta, Magnoliopsida, Vitales, Vitaceae. Gene Ontology annotation, cellular component: centrosome; cytoplasm; nucleus. The record is from RefSeq and is a predicted model, not a curated record. Bases 88 to 6711 code for a protein of 2207 amino acids. Gene Ontology annotation, biological process: proteolysis; meiotic chromosome separation. Gene Ontology annotation, molecular function: cysteine-type endopeptidase activity. The transcript has 27 exons.
AAAUCAUCCAGGCGCCCAGGCUUGGCGCCCUUGAAAACCCUUUCCUGUCCUCUGAGUCCUCUCAACUCACAUCGCUUUCUCUCUCCCAUGGACUCAUCAAUGGAGUCGUCUCUCAUCUCCAAGCUCCAAUCCUCCGACUUCGCCAACAUCCACCACCACUUCCUCUCUCACCUCCGCCCAUUCUCCCCAUUCCUCAAUUCCAAACCCACUACCACCACCACCACCACCACCAGAAAACCUAAUCGCUCAUCAUCUUCCUCCUCCUCUAUUCGCUCUCUUGCUAAGCAGUUCCUCCCAUUUCUCAAUCGCGUCCUCUCCAUUCUCCCCAAAAUCCUUUCUGUUUCCUCCUCCGAUCUUGAAACGACGUCGCUUCGUGAGCUCUUCGACACCUACAGGCUCUGCCUGGACUGCUUGGAGUGCGUGUCUUCGCAAUUGGCCUGCAAGUUCUACUCCAUUCAUCUCCAGAGGGUAAGGAUGGUUCACUGCUUUGUGGCUCAGGCGAUGUGGAGGGAGGCUGUGGACGAGAGUUUUUCCAUUCUCCAGAGCCUUCCAGCGGGAUUGGAGGGGCGGUAUCUGCCGGAUUUGGGGAAGACUGGUGGUGGUGAUCAGGACUUCUGCGGGUUGGUUGUGGAGAUUGUGUUGUCGGUUGUGAAGUGUGUUUCAAUGAGUCAGAGUAAGGAUGGACGAGAGUACAGGAGAGUGCUUGAUUUGGUGGAGGAGCUCACGCCCUGGUUCAGGGUUUUAGAUGCCAAUACAUAUGAGAAGUUGCACAGGGUGCUUGUGUCCCAUCUGUACAGAUGUACUCUCUUUUUGGUAGAAGAGCUGGCAUGUUUUGAUGGGGAUUUGGUAUGCACAUUUUGUGUGGCAACAUUGACUGAAUAUGCAAAGUCGUCAAUGAAAGAUCAAACUCUGAAGUGUGGCCGCAGGAUAUGUUCCUCUUUGUUCUCACAAAAGGAGAAUGGAUCAUCGUUCGUUGUUGGUGUAUUGAUGUGUGUGUUGGACACCAUUGCGGCUGAAUGCAAAGUAAAAUCUUAUGGAGCAACCUUAAAUGUCGAAACGGAGAACACUUUCAUAGAGUUCGUUGAACUUGUUUCUUAUUGUGCCAAUAAAUGUAGAAUUACAAGUAAGAACUUGUGUACUGCUGUUGCACUGCAUCUAAAUAAAAUGGCAGGUGAUUUCCGUCAGGUUUUGGAACCCCUUAAUUUGAUUCUGAGGCUUUAUGCUACUGGUUUGAACUUCACUGGUUGCAAUAUUCAGUCAAGCGGCAGUGAUUCUACAACCUCUAAAAGUGCAGAUGAUGAGUCUGCAUUUGAAAUUUUACUUGAUGAUGGAGAUGAACUGCAACAUCUGGCUACGUCAAUUGGUUUAUUGGAUAAUUACUUUCAUAUCAAUAGCAAAGAGAACAAGGUGUCCUUUAGUGCUGAACAUAAGGUUACUGUAGGUCAAAUAUGUUCACAUAUGGAAUCUGAUUAUGAGGCUUCUAUGGCUUUUGCUCAGAAGAAUGGCAAGGCUUACUUGCUGCUGUACUUAAAUGCACUGAAAUUCUUGUGCCAGCCACUUGCUGAAUUAGUAAACUUGGAGAGAGUACAGAUAAUUGCAGAAAGUGAAGCCAUUUCCUCUUCAGCUAAACUAUGUCAUAUCCAGAAUGCAUUACACCAAUUUUGUGAUGUUUUUCUUUUUUGCCAUUGCUGUACAUCUGGAAAUAAGAGAGAAGAAUUUGAUGAAAAUAACAAAGCAAUAUCUAGUGUUGCAGUAGCCGCCUUUACUCUGUCCUUCAGAACAAGGAUAAACAUGCAGAAGAGUGCAAAUUUCAUUAAGUAUGUCAUUUCAAAUGGAUGGAUUCAACUUCAGGGGCUAAAAUUUCUCUUCGUCAAUCUUCACAACAUUGGAGUAAUUUUGUACAGAAAAAGGCAACUGAAAGAGGCUUCGAAGGCAAUAAAAUUAUGUUGUAGAGCAUCAUGGGCUCGUGUUUCAUUUCUUUGCCAGAUGUUUUUAGAGAAAUCUAAGGGUCUUCAUGAUGAUCUGUCAGAGGAUGCUAUUACUGAUUUUGUCAUGGAGGCAUGUAAAGAAAGUUCUUUUCUUCUGGACAUUGUCCAUCAAUUUGACAGUGGUAAGGUGAAGAGCAUAGUUAUGAGUAGCCUUGAAAACUGGUCUGCUGCUGCAAACUUGUUCAACAUGCUAUCAUGUCCUACAGCCUUGGUGAAACAGUGGGUUAAGAUUGAAUGUAAACUUUCUAAGGAUGAUAUAGAGGAUAAAUUUUCAACUUUUCAUUGUUUGCUGUCAUCGUCUGCAAAUGUGUCAAAAAGGACACUUGGGAUUAUUCUAGAGCAGGAACUUCUAGCAUAUGAAGAAAUGAAAGCACUAUCCCCCGAAUUAUGUCAGAAAAUGCAAAUGAAAAUCUUCAAUAUCCUCUUGCAAGACGUGUUUAUCACAAAAGAUAGUUGUUUACAGAAAUCAAGAAUUCUCAUUAGAAAAGGAAAGGCACUAAGGGCCUGUGGGACUGAAGGUCUGAAGGAUUGUAUUCACUGUUUUUCCGAAGCAAUAUCUACAAUUAAUGACAUGUAUGGUGAAACAUGUAGCCGUGAUAUUCCAGUUUGUCAUCAACUAGCUGUUUCAUACUGCUUACGUGCACUUUGUAUCCAGGAGGCUGAACCGACCUCAAAGCGGGUCCUUCAAGAUAUUCGUGCUGCCUUAAAUCUGUGGUUGAGUAUUCAUAUUCCUGAAUGCAGCUCUACAGCUGACCAGCACGAUCUCUUGUCUAAGAAUACAAUGCUGCUACUGUAUAACAUUGUUGAUUUGUUAUCACUGAAGGGUUACACAAAAUUUCACCUUGACAUAUAUAAGCUGAUAAUCAGAUUGUUCAAGUGGAAGAAUGUCCCACUGGAGAAGUGUUUGGCUAUACUGUGGGAAUAUAGAAGGAUUAACCAUGCCCUCUGUACUUCACCCAUAAAUGAGGCUUUCAUCAUGACUUUCACAGAGCAUUGUGGUGAAAAUUCCAAGGUUAUUGAUUUCUGGAUAAGUUGUAUAAAAGGAUCCCAACCACUGUUGGUUGGGUUUCUUCAGAUUUUCUCAUUUUUGUUUGCUAAUUUGCCCCAAGGUUCUUGUCAUUAUAAAAGUUCUUUUAGGGUGGAUAUCACCAUUGAUGAAGUUAAGGACACUGCUGAAAAACUCAUUUCAAGGGUUCCUGUCAGCAGUCAUUCAGUUUUCCUUGCUGGAUAUCUCUACUAUGAUUUGUGUGAAAGACUAACAUCAAAUGGAAGGCUAAUUGAGGUAACCUAUGCUCUCUCCUUUGCAAAACAAGCUCAUCAAUUACGUAGUAAACUCUUUCAAGAAAAAUUCAGUCAGAAGUAUACAUCUGGUCUUAGCGAUCUCCAAACUUUUAGACUGGUAGCCACUGAAGUUUGGUCCUUUAGUACAAUAUCAUGGGAAUUGGAAAGCUGUGAUCUCAGUCCAUGGAAUGUCCUUCGAUGUUAUCUUGAAAGUACCCUACAGGUUGGAAUUAUUCACGAGAUGAUUGGAAAUGGGACAGAGGCUGAGGCUCUUUUAUGCUGGGGGAAAAUGAUCUCCAGCUCACAAGACUUGCCACUUUUUAUAGUUUCUUUUUCUUCAAUGUUAGGAAAAUUAUACUGUAAAAAAAGGAUUUGGGAUUUGGCAGAGAAGGAACUUCAAACUGCCAAACAAGUUAUGGUUGAUAGCAGUGCAGAUAUUUCCUGCUUGAAGUGCAGACUAAUCCUGGAAGCUACCAUUGAUCAGCAACUUGGAGAUUUAUACAGAAGUCACCUUGAUUGUACUACAGAAAAUCUUUCCAUAAAGAGAUUGUCUUUUGCUGAAAAUCUGUAUAAAUCAGCCCUAGACAAGCUAAAUCUUUCUGAGUGGAAAAACUCUGUUAGUAGUCCUGAAGAAUCAUGUGCGGAGAGCAUAUUGUCCAGAAACCAGUCGGAUGCAGUGACAUUGUUUUCCACAGGGGAGGUGACAAAAGUAAAGAUAGAAAACAAGUCUAGAAAGGCCAAAAAAGCAUCACAAAUUUUACCACAAGAGCAAUGCCUAAUAUCUCAGAAUAAUUCAAGGUUAACUCGUUCCAAGUAUCGUUCUUGUCAGGACAAAAGUGUGAGUGUUCAAGGUGAGGAACAAGCCGGCCUUACUAAAUAUUCAAAUGGAAAAUAUGUGCUUGCUGGCACUGAUCCUUUUAGUCAGAAAGGUUCUCAUGUGGACGUAAAAAGUUCAAUGGCUGACGUUGGGAGUGAAAUUACAUGCAUUUGUAACAAAAUGAAGUGUUGGCAUUGUCUUCCGAUAGAAGUAAUGGAAUCUGGGUUGGUGAACAAUUUCAUAUUUAUGAAAUGGGAGUUUGUUCGCAGGCGGUUAUCACUGAGAUUGCUGACUGGCAUAGGAAAAUGCUUGGGUGGUCGUGGAGAAAUUCAUGAAACUCAUGAAAUUUUUCUGCAAAGCAUAUUUGUUCUAAUAAGCAGAAAUCCAUUCUCUUACGGUUCGAGUUAUGUUCGGCCCAAUUUCUUGCUUGACUUAAUUGGGAAGGAGAUUCCAGGAGAUGUUUUUUCAGUUGAACAUGCAGCGAUAAUUUAUAACAUCUGUUGGUUCUCUUUGAAGAACUACCGCUCACAGGAUACAAGGAACAUUUGCUGUGAUCAGUCUCACAUUCAGAUAACGAAAAUCGUAUCUUGGUUGAUGCUAGCCUUUGUACUCUGUCGUGAGGUUCCUAUAAUUUUUCAGAAGGUUUCUAGAUUGCUUGCUGCUAUUUAUGUGCUUUCUGCCUCAAGUGAGCCUUUUUCUCUACCUUCAUCUUCUUGCAAAGCACUUUCAGAGUGUCACUGGGCUUCAUAUUUUCAUCAUGCUUCCCUUGGUACUCAUCUUAACCACCAGUUCUUUUCAAAUAUGGCUGGGAAACUUAAAGCCCAAAAUCUUCUGAAUGUUGAGGGUUCACAUUCAACUGGCCCAAAUUGCAUCAGAGCAGAAACAUAUAACUUACUCAGGCUUGCCCCUGAAUCACUUCAGGGCCUUGAGGAGUUUGUUAUGAAAUUUUUUGAGGACCUUCCUUGCACUACAGUGAUCUGUAUUAGUUUGCUUGGAGGUGCUUUGGCUAGUCUAUUAAGAGAAUUGCUGAAUUAUCCUUCCUCUGUCAAUGCAUGGGUACUAUUGUCACGCUUGAAUAUGAAGAGUCAACCUGUUGUUAUACUUCUGCCUGUGGAUUCAGUUUUAGAAGAAGUUUCAGAUGAUGAUGCAAACUCUGAGUCUGGAAUACACUAUGAGCACAAAGAUUUGGACAAACAAUGGCACUGUCCUUGGGGUUCCACUGUGGUUGAUGAUGUAGCUCCUGCGUUUAAAACGAUACUGGAGGAGAAUUAUUUAUCAUCUUCAACAUUUCCUCUAGACGAUACAAAGGAGAACAGAUUGCAAUGGUGGACACAGAGAAAGAAGCUUGAUCACCGUCUUGGCAAAUUGCUGAGGGACUUGGAAGAUUUAUGGUUGGGUCCCUGGAGAUACUUGCUUUUGGGGGAAUGUUUGGACUGUGAACGCCUGGAUUUGAUACAUAAGAAGCUGGUGCAUAAUCUGAAAUCUAAAUGUAAAAUGGAUGUAAAUGAGAGCCUUCUUAAAAUUAUUCCUGGGAGUGCCAGAUAUUCCCAUGGAAGAGAACAAUGUUUUUUGCAGCUAUAUUUAAACAAAGGCUGCUAUAUUGGUAAAGUGGGAUUUUAUGAUGAAAAAACAAGGUGUAAGGUAUUCUCUAACCCUUGUGAUAGAGUUGAAAAGAAAUCUGCAUUGGCCAACCAGCUCAUAUCUGGAGCAGCAGAAGAGCUUGAAGAGGAAGAAAGUGUAAAUAGGGAACCUAUAAUUCUGGUGCUAGAUUGUGAGGUGCAGAUGCUUCCAUGGGAGAACAUACCAGUGCUACGAACACAGGAGGUUUAUCGCAUGCCUUCAAUUGGCAGCAUCUCUGCCAUACUUGACAGAAGCCACCACCAUCAAGAGCAGGCUGGACUGAAUGCUGCUGCCUUUCCGUUGAUUGAUCCCUUGGAUGCAUUUUAUUUGUUGAAUCCUAGUGGUGAUCUCAGCAGCUCACAAGCUGCAUUUGAAAAAUGGUUUAGAGAUCAAAACAUAGAGGGUAAAGCUGGAAUUGCACCCACAGUCGAAGAAUUGGCUGGAGCUUUGAAAAGUCACGACCUCUUUAUAUAUAUUGGCCAUGGAAGUGGGGCACAGUAUAUUCCCCGGCAUGAGAUUCAGAAACUGGAAAAUUGUGCUGCUACUCUCCUAAUGGGAUGCAGUAGUGGAUCAUUGUCUCUAAAUGGGCAAUACACUCCACAAGGUACUCAUCUUUCCUAUCUAUCAGCUGGUUCCCCUGUUAUAGUUGCCAAUCUAUGGGAAGUGACAGACAAGGAUAUUGACCGAUUUGGUAAGGCCAUGCUUGAUGCUUGGUUGAGAGAAAGAUCAUCUCCUUCUGUGGCUUGUGCCCAGUGCCGUUUAGUUGCUGAAUUGAAGUCCAUGAGCAUAACUGGUGGUAAAGGAGAUGCUAAGAAGAAAAUCCCAAGGAAGAAAUUAUCUAAAGCUUGUAGUAGUGUUGUAUGUGAAGAUUACUGUAACCAUAGACCAAAGAUUGGAUCAUUCAUGAGUCAAGCGCGAGAAGCCUGUACACUCCCUUUUUUGAUUGGGGCAUCACCAGUAUGUUAUGGUGUCCCAACUGGUAUACGGAAAAAGAAAGACUCAUAGCAUAAUUUGUUUAAAAAUUCUUUGCAUCUUGGGGCUUCCCAUUAUAAUAAAUCAAGCAAAAAAGUACAUAGCAGAACUGUAGUCACUGUAAAAUUUAGCAUCCGCAAUCUCCUCUUUUACUCAGGUGUAUAGUAUCCAUCGGUUUCCCAUUUACUAAGGUGUACAACCUACCAAAUACAUCUUUCUAUCAUGUUUAUUCAAUGCAAUGUUGUAACCUGAAUAAUUGCUCCCUCCUUCCCUGUC